CUGAGAUGUUGGUGAUGCUACUCACACGCUGGAUGUGCAUCUUGCUGGGGAGGAGCAGUGUCCUCUUGCUCCUGGAGGUCCCUCUUCAGGGCAGAGCUUUGCCGCCCGUCCGGUACUCGCACGCUGGGAUAUGCCCCAACGACAUGAACCCCAACCUGUGGGUCGAUGCACAGAGCACUUGCAAGCGGGAGUGCGAAGCCGACCUGGAGUGCGAAACCUUUGAGAAGUGCUGUCCCAAUGUCUGUGGGACGAAGAGCUGCGUGGCGGCGCGGUACAUGGAUGUCAAGGGCAAAAAAGGGCCGGUGGGGAUGCCCAAAGAGGCAACCUGCGACCGUUUCAUGUGCAUCCAGCAAGGCUCAGAGUGCGACAUCUGGGAUGGACAACCCGUGUGCAAGUGCAAGGACAGGUGUGAGAAGGAGCCAAGCUUCACCUGUGCCUCCGACGGACUCACCUACUAUAACAAGUGCUACAUGGAUGCAGAAGCUUGCAUCAAAGGCAUUACAUUGAACGUUGUCACCUGCCGAUACCAUCUCACCUGGCCAAACACCAGUCCUAUCCCACCAGAAACAACAGCUCGCCCUACUACUGCCUAUUCAGAGACAACCAUCGUUGAUACCUUGCCACCCGUGCUGGUGAACAAUCCCAGCCACCAGUCAGUCUAUGUGGGAGAGACUGUGAGCUUCCUCUGUGACGUUACAGGGAGACCCAAGCCAGAAAUCACAUGGGAAAAGCAGGUUGAUGGGAAAGAAAAAGUCGUGAUGAAGCCAAAUCAUGUCAGAGGAAAUGUUGUGGUUACCAACAUUGCCCAGCUGGUCAUCUACAACACCCAGCUCCAAGAUGCAGGCAUCUACACCUGCACUGCAAGAAACAGUGGUGGCCUCCUCCGGGCUGACUUCCCCUUGUCAGUCAUCAAAGGAGAAUCCACAUCCAAAGCAGCUUCCCAAAACAAAACACAUUUUCCAACAGAUGAGUGCCUGAAGCAACCGGACAGCGAAGACUGCGGAGAAGAGCAGACCAGGUGGUAUUACGAUGCGAAGAAAAACAACUGCUUUACUUUCAUCUACGGAAACUGCAACAGCAACCUUAACCACUUUGAAACCUAUGAGAACUGUAUGCUAACAUGCAUGAACGGCCCGAUCAACGUUUGCAAUCUGCCAGCCCUCCAAGGUCACUGCAAGGCCUAUGAGCCUAGAUGGGCUUACAACAGCUUGACAAGGCAAUGCCAGUCCUUCAUUUAUGGUGGCUGUGGAGGUAACGAGAACAACUUCGAAAGCAGGGAGGCCUGUGAAGAGAUGUGCCCUUUCCCAAAGAACACGCACUGCAAAGCUUGCAAACCACGGCAGAAGCUGGUGACAAGCUUCUGCAAGAGUGACUUUGUUAUCCUGGGCCGUAUAACAGAACUGACCGAAGACCAAGACUCAGGACAUGCCCUGGUGACAGUGGAGGAGAUUCUCAAAGAUGAAAAAAUGGGAUUAAAAUUCCUGGGGAAGGAACCACUAGAAAUCACGCUUUUAAACAUGGACUGGAGCUGCCCAUGUCCCAACAUGACCACAGUGGAUGGCCAGCUCAUCAUCAUGGGUGAUGUCCACAAUGGCAUGGCUGUCCUACAGCCAGACAGCUUUGUGGGGACCUCCAGCAUCCGGCGCGUACGGAAGCUCCGUGAAGUCAUCCACAAGAAAACGUGUGAGCUUUUGAAAGAGUUCUUAGGAUUACAUUAACUUUCUUCACAUGUGUCAGUCUUCCAGACCCGUGCCUUAGGUAGGGCUAACAACCGCUAGGCUAGUGCACAAACUAAACAACCGAUUUGAAGAUACACUGUAGGAAUUAUGCAGAAUCCUUAUUUUAACCCAUUAAUCAUGCUUAGCAACAAUGUAGUAUGGUCUUUGGCAAGCACGUAAAACAGCAGCAAAAGGCUAUUAAUCUUGCAUUGAAAUAAUUUUUUUCCCAUAUAGGAGUGCCAAUUAGCUAGAUGACUCACUGCAGUAAUUACACAAUUUUUAUGUAGUUUCCAUCAUAAAUGACGGAAUUCGUAGCAUUUGUGUAGCUAAUUGGUACACAGCUAAGUAACAUAUAAUGUCAACUUAAUUUGUCUCAUUUACAGUAUGGAAAUGUUAUGGUAAGUCACGCUCUUGUCUCCUCAUAGCAGCACUAAUAUGCUUGAAGAGAAAAGCCUGUAAAUUAUUGUCUAUAUUUACAACUGUACACAUUCA
Molecule: messenger RNA, 2210 nt
Organism: Tinamus guttatus (white-throated tinamou)
Lineage: Eukaryota; Metazoa; Chordata; Aves; Tinamiformes; Tinamidae
Gene: WFIKKN2
Product: WAP, follistatin/kazal, immunoglobulin, kunitz and netrin domain containing 2
Biological process (GO): transforming growth factor beta receptor signaling pathway
Cellular component (GO): extracellular region
Molecular function (GO): transforming growth factor beta binding; receptor antagonist activity; serine-type endopeptidase inhibitor activity
Source: RefSeq, a predicted model, not a curated record